CCACAUUAAUGUUAAAUAUUUUUAAAUAUCAAUCAUUAUUUUGAUUUUAUUCCUAAUUUAUUGAUGAAAUGAUUGAAGCACUGUUAGAGAUUUUCUACAGCAAGAAAAACUAAUUGUGUCGAUUGUGCUUGAUAAAACUUUUUAAAAAGAUUAUGACAAAAAAUUCUGUUUAUAAAUUUCCGUAUAAUGAUGUUGAAUCUGUUGUGGAAGUGGAAUACCCGAUAAAUCCACCAAACAUUGAGUUUGAGGCCUCAAAAACCGUAGACUACAGAGUCGAAUCGAAAAACAUCUGUGAGAUAUGUGGCAAAGAAUACACUCGAACAUCCGAACUGACGGAGCACAUGGCUGUCCAUACCGGCGAACGUCCUCAUAAAUGUUCCAUAUGUGGCAAAAGCUACUCCAGGCGAAGCACUCUAACUCGACAUGAGUCUACCCAUGUACGCAAAAACACCUGGACAUGUGAAAUAUGCGAGAAAGAAUUUGGUUUUAAAAGCGAUCUAACUUACCACAGCCGCAAACAUACCGGAGAAAAACCCUACCCGUGUUCGAUAUGCACAAAAAGGUUCGGCACGAAUGACCAUCUGCUUAAACAUAUGUUAACUCACACGGGUGAACGACCGCAUGAGUGUGACAUUUGUGGCGCAGCAUUUAAACAACGCACAACACUGAUGCAUCAUAGACGAACCCACACUGGCGAAACCGUCGGCGAGUGCGAAAUAUGUGGCAAGAAGUUCAACAGAACAGAUCUGCUGACCGGGCAUAUGGCCUCACAUGUAACCGAACGACCUCACAAGUGUGGCCUGUGUGACAAACAAUUCAAACACCGAACUAGUCUCAACGAGCACGCGCGCAUACACCACACCGGCGAACAAUCGUAUAGAUGUGAUAUUUGUGGGAAGGGUUUCGGUAGAAAAUAUCAGCUCGUACAUCACGACAUGGCCAUCCAUACUGGGGAACGUCCGUUUACAUGUACCACGUGUGGUAAGGGAUUUGUCGAGAACAGGCGAAUGCGCCAGCAUGAACUAAACCAUGCUAAAUGAAUGUGAGGUCGGAAACUGCAUAUAUUUAUCAGAUGUUGUAGUCAAAUAGAUCCUACAGGCAAUGUAUGAUAAUAAAAAAUACCUUUUUUGAUUUGUUUGAAGAGUCCAACUUUUAAACUCAUUUGAAGGUAAUGUGUUGAGAUUUUAUCAUAUAUCAGUUCCUACUAACGACCCCUCGUCAGUAUGUGAUAGCCUGUGUUUCACGAGUACAGGAUUCAACAGAAACCCUUUACCACAGAUAUCACACUCGUAGGGAUAUUUACCGGUAUGAACGGCCAUGUGCCGGGAUAGGUGACCUCCCUGGGAGAAUUUCUUUCCGCAGAUCUCACACUCGUAGUGUUUUUCGCCGGAGUGUAUUACCAUGUGCCUUUUCAAAAUACUAUAUCGAUUGAAGUCUUUGCUGCAUAUCGUACACUUAUGAGGUCGUUUGUCUGAAUGCGUGAUCAUGUGCUCUUUCAAGCCGUGUUUAUAUUUUAUUGCUUUUCCGCAAACGCUACACGAGAAAGGUUUAACUUUUUCCGCUGCAUGUGUGCUCAUAUGUCUUUCAAAAGAUUGUCGCCGCUUGCACCUUUUACCACAUAUUCUACAUUCGUGCUUGUAGUCAGUAGCGUGAACAAUUAUGUGAAUCCCCAGUUCAUGAUUCGUGAAGAAUAAUUUUCCGCAUAUUUCGCAUUUGGACUUUCUUUCGCCCUCAAAAUGACGCUUUCGGUGCUCUUCUAGCUGGCUGGGGUAACGGAACGUCUUGCCACACACAGGACAGUGAAGUAGUUGACUUUUGCUUGCUUCACAGCUGACAUGUUGUGUAACCGAAUUCAGAUCACAGUCCACAUCAUUGCCAGUUCCGUCACAUUCCAUUCGGGAAUCUGCGCGUAGUCCUGCUUUCAAAUCUGGACUACAAAGUUCAUUUAUGUGGUUGGACUGUUCUGUAGACUGCG
Topomyia yanbarensis is the source of this 1975-nucleotide messenger RNA. RefSeq names its product oocyte zinc finger protein XlCOF19-like. The record is from RefSeq and is a predicted model, not a curated record. Bases 153 to 1040 code for a protein of 295 amino acids. The transcript is spliced from 2 exons. Lineage: Eukaryota; Metazoa; Arthropoda; Insecta; Diptera; Culicidae.